Schistosoma guineensis is the source of this 3198-nucleotide messenger RNA. The record is from the annotation of a GenBank genome assembly. Lineage: Eukaryota; Metazoa; Platyhelminthes; Trematoda; Strigeidida; Schistosomatidae.
AUGAUUGGAGAAUAUGAUCAGUCACACCACCAUUUAAACAGUACAUUCACUAACUACAGUAAUAAUAGCAGUAUUAUAGUAGAUGAUAUACCUACCGAAUCCUGUCAAUUGUUAAAUUAUCCUACACAACUGAUUAAUAAUAAUAAUAAUGCAACAGCCAAAAAUUCGACACAUUUCACCUCAUCUAUCAAUCAUCAUCAUAUUGCAUUAACAAAUGAACAGGUGAGUUUCAAUGUAGAAAACAACUCCGAAUACAGUCAUAACAUAUUAGAUAGUCAAACUAAUCAUUAUGGACUAUCGUCUUCUACCAAUUCACCCUACGGGAAUUUGUCAAAUCAAUACUCGACUAAUUCACAUUAUACAACAAAUCAGCCGCAUUAUCCUAUUGUCACAUUGAAUAAUAAUAACAAUAACAGUGAUAAUCCAUUUAGAUGUGCAAAUUCAUUCAUUCCAUUAGUUAAUUCAAAUCACCAUUUGCCUUCUAUAUCAUCAUCAUUAUCACCAACCUCGACAACAACAACAGCGUCAGUGACAGCAGCAUCGUCAGUUACAGCAGAAACAUAUCAAACUAAUUUAUGUGAUCAAAUUGAGUUUUCACUGAAUUCUCAGUUCCUUCAACCGCCAACUGAAGAAUUUAUCACAGUACUACCAAAUGAAACAGAAUUAAUAAAAACAUCUGUAUUGCGUCAUCUGGACCAUUAUUCACAGUUUGUAAAUCAGUCACCGUUUCAAACAUUAGUACAUCAGUUAGUAACCAAUACUACUAAUAAUAGCAGUAAACAUAACUUUGACAGCAUUUCAACAUCGACAAUUGAUGAUGACUUAAUAUUAUGUCAUAAAAAUAUUUUAUCUAAUCCACAUAAUAAUCAUGAGUUCCUACCUCCAUCAGUGUACCAUUAUCAACAUGUUCCUGAAGGUGAACUUGUUAAAGUAGAAAUGCUAAAUGAUGCUGAUGAUAAUGAAAAUGAUGAUAACACUUAUCUACGUCAACAUAAACAGCAUCAACAAAGGCAACAAUUAUUACAACCAAAUGAAUAUAAUACAUAUAUAAGAAACUUUCGACAGGCUACAUUCAACAAUUUGAAGUCAUCUUAUCCUGAAAAUUAUGUUUCCAAUGAACAGACAAUAAUUCCAUCACCAAUUAUAAUACCUUCGAUUACAAGUGAUGAAUUUAGUUUAUCAACUAAUUGGACACCAGAUAAGAUGAAUAUGUAUCCAGAUGAAAUAUCAUCAAUGUCACAACACCAACAUCGUCAAUCUAGUAAAUAUUUAACAUCGCCAAGUCAUUUCACAUCAACUCCAUUAUCAUCAGAAGCAAACUUUGGUAAUCGUCAAAUAGAUUAUUUGAACAACAGCAUUUAUAAUAGCCCUGAUCUGUUACAAAAUACAACACCACAACGUUUAUUAAUUACAGAAGCCAAACAACACGUGUCAAAUAUAUCCAAAUCUUUUGAUAACAAUGACAAUAGUAGUUGUAGCACUAAUAAUAAUAAUAAUAAUAUAUAUUGUCUGCCAGUUUCUACACAAAUCGCUACCACUCCCAUUACCACAACAAGUGAGAAUUCUGUGAGUGUUUUUAAUCAAACACAGCUCCUUUUUGAUGGGUCCUCUUCAACUUCAUCAGCUGCAUCGAGAUCUUCAAGUUCAUUUGGCAACGCAUCGUCAGAUAAUAAUAACAAUUCAGGGAAAAGACCUCAUUGCCUAUUAAAUGAAUUUCAGACUCAUCUACAAAGCACAAUUAAUAAAAAUACUUGUCAAAAAUCGGAACUUGUCAGCAAUCCACCAGCAUCUUACAUAACUAAUAACAGUUUCCAUAUAACAUCGCCAUCGCAUAAUACAUCAAUAGAAAAGACUGAUAAAUAUACAAAUCCGGAUUCAAAUAAAUCAUCUAUUGACACAGAACAAAUAAUAAGUGAAAAAACUAAAAACGAUAGACGAAAACAAACAGAACUGCCAACAACUAAUCCUACAGUUACAUCACUAAAACGUACUAAAUCAAUGAUGCAUUCAGACUCAACAAUGAUGUCAUUGAAACCUGAACGACCAAGUAUACAGCAACAAACAACCUCAUCAUUACGUAAACGUGGUCGUUAUUCUCGUAUGAAACAAGCAGAAAUGAGUAUAGAUAAACAUCAUUUGAUCAACACAGCAAUAAAUGAAUUACAAACUUCACAGUCAACGAUGAAAACAGUAGUAAUGAAGUCAAAUAUAUGCGAUGAUACAAGUAGUAGUACAGAUGACGAAUCUGAUUCAGAUAAUGAUGACACUGAAGAAACUAAAGAAGAGCAUGUUAUUGCACCUGGUUCACAUGGACAGUGUCUACUAUGGGCAUGUAAAGCAUGUAAGAAGAAAACAAUGCAAGUUGAUAGGAGAAAAGCUGCAACAAUGCGUGAACGACGUCGUUUACGUAAAGUUAAUGAAGCAUUUGAAACAUUAAAAAAACGUACAUGCGCUAAUCCAAACCAACGUAUGCCAAAAGUGGAAAUUUUAAGAAAUGCUAUAGAUUAUAUCGAAAAUUUAGAAGAUAUGUUACAACAGAAUGGCGUUAUACCAAUGGGUAUGACACCGUUAACAUCAGCAUUGAAUGUAGCUACUACAUCUCAAAAUGAUAUUAACAAGAGUAGUGCAAUUAACCGUAUGACUCAAUGCAAUUCAUCUGCAACAACUUCUGCAAGUAGUUUAAACAAUUAUCAUCAUUCUAAUACAUCUAUAAAACAACCAAAAACAACUAUCAACAAUAAAUAUGGUAAAGAACAAAAUGAAACAUCUUCAUCACUGACAAAUCAACCCCAUUUAUCUAAUAAUAACAGAUGCCUAUUAACUUAUACAUGUUCUCAAGAUAGUCCUAAUUUAUCGAAUUUCAGAUGUGAUUUUAAUUUAGAAAAUGGGAAUAGACAUGAUUCUACAGAUUCUCUUACAGAUUUAUCACUUGGUAGUUUACCGACAGAAUGCAGACCUGAAGAUCAACUAAAUACAAUGCAUAAUUCAAUAUGUUCCCUUAUUCCAACAACAAAGGAUUCUAAAUUAAUCGAUUUUAACAGUAAUUAUUCACAGACAACCACGUGGAAUAUGUGUACACCUUACGAAACGCUGGAUAGUUUAAAAACCGGUGAUCAGGCACAACCUAUUUUAGUAUCAGACAAUCGAACUACUUUACAAUGUAAUAAAAGUAUUGGGAUUCCAUUAGCUGGACAUUAA